This is a messenger RNA of Falco peregrinus (peregrine falcon), 368 nucleotides long. RefSeq names its product transcription factor 7-like 1-B. Gene Ontology annotation, molecular function: RNA polymerase II cis-regulatory region sequence-specific DNA binding; DNA-binding transcription factor activity, RNA polymerase II-specific. Gene Ontology annotation, cellular component: beta-catenin-TCF complex. The transcript is spliced from 2 exons. Gene Ontology annotation, biological process: canonical Wnt signaling pathway; regulation of transcription by RNA polymerase II. The record is from RefSeq and is a predicted model, not a curated record. The annotation marks the transcript as partial. NCBI's taxonomy places the organism in Eukaryota, Metazoa, Chordata, Aves, Falconiformes, Falconidae.
UUCCCGACCCUCCCGGGCGGCGGCGGCGGCGGCGGCGGGGGCCCGGCGGUGCCGGAGCGGGGCGGCGGUGCCGGACCCCCACCAUGCCGCAGCUGGAACCGGCGGGGGGGGACGACCUGGGGGCCCCCGACGAGCUCAUCGCCUUCCAGGACGAGGGCGAGGAGCAGGACAAGGGCGCGGGGCGCGGCUCGGCCCACGGGGACCUGGACGAGCUCAAGUCCUCCCUGGUCAGCGAGACCGAGAACCGGGGGGGCGGCCCCGGCGCCGGCCCCGGCCCCGAGGCGGAGCGGCCCCCCCAGCCCCGGGAAAGUUUCCAGAAGCCGCGGGACUAUCUGGCAGAAGGUACCGGCCGCGCCGCCGCCCCCCGC